AUGAAAUCAAUCUCUAAAUGGUUUAGUAUCAUUCUCAUUAUUGUAAUUGUAACAUUAAAUGUAACAUCAUCUAAAAAGAUUGGUGAUAGAAACAAAGAUUCACUUGAUAGUGUACUUGAAGUAGGUGAUGAUGGAGAUCUAGCAGUAGAUUACUCACAACCUUGGAGUACAAAAAAGAAUGUUGUCAAGAGAAACUUGGUGCGCGAGAAUUUCAGACCAUCAAGUAUCAUCAAGAACUACUUGUCCUAUUACGAGGAUACGUCAAAACGUUUGUUUGAUGGCAAUGUACUUGCCUAUGUAACACCAUGGAACAAGCACGGUUACGAGAUUGCUGAACGAUUCAAGCACAAGUUUACUCAUGUCUCACCCGUUUGGCAUCAGAUCAAGUGGGAUGGUAAAAAGACUCUGAUCCAAGGUGACAACAACUAUGACAAGAAAUGGAUCGAUAGUAUUAGAGAUGGAUCACAAACCAAAGUAGUCCCAAGAUACCAAUUUGAUGGUCAAAAUUGGAAUACUGCUCUUGCCAAAGUUGUCCUUGACGAUAUAUUAAUUGAUCAAUUAAUUAAUGAUAUAAAGAAAAAUGAUUAUGAUGGAUUAGUAUUAGAAGGAAUUGUACCAUACUUUAAGAUUGAUAAGAAACCAAGAAAUCAAUUUAUUGAAAGAUUAUAUAAAAAGAUACAAUCAAUUAAAAAACAAUUAUUUAUUGUUGUUCCUCCAAUUGAUAGAGGACAAUUAUUUACAAAUGAAGAUUUCCAUUCAUUGGUAUCAUUUGUUGAUGGAUUUUCAUUGAUGACCUAUGAUUAUGAUCCAUCACAAGCAUCGGUUUCACCAUUACCAUGGGUUGAACAUAAUUUAAGGGGAGUAUUGGCAGGUGAUAGUGGAGACAAUGUUCACAAGGUUAUGAUGGGCAUUCCAUUCUAUGGUUACAGAACAACUUUAAAAGAUUCACCUGCUGUUUUGGGUAACGAUUACAUUGAAAUGAUCAAAAAGUACAAACCAAAGAGAAUCGAUUGGAGUAGAACAACCCACGAGCAUACCUUUACCUAUCAAGACGAAGCAUCUGGUAACACUGAACAAAAGGUUACCUAUCCCUCCCUACUUUUCAUUCAAGAAAGAAUUCAAUUGGCCAAACAAUAUCAAGUUUCAAUUUCAAUUUGGGAAAUUGGUCAAGGAUUGGAUUAUUUCUAUGAUUUAUUAUAA
Messenger RNA from Cavenderia fasciculata, 1200 nucleotides. It is a transcript of the gene chid1, whose product is annotated as chitinase domain-containing protein 1. NCBI's taxonomy places the organism in Eukaryota, Evosea, Eumycetozoa, Acytosteliales, Cavenderiaceae. Gene Ontology annotation, biological process: carbohydrate metabolic process. Gene Ontology annotation, molecular function: chitin binding; oligosaccharide binding. Gene Ontology annotation, cellular component: extracellular region. The transcript is spliced from 4 exons. The record is from RefSeq and is a predicted model, not a curated record. Bases 1 to 1200 code for a protein of 399 amino acids.